This is a messenger RNA of Morchella importuna, 618 nucleotides long. RefSeq lists its product as uncharacterized. Bases 1 to 618 code for a protein of 205 amino acids. The record is from RefSeq and is a predicted model, not a curated record. The transcript has 8 exons. NCBI's taxonomy places the organism in Eukaryota, Fungi, Ascomycota, Pezizomycetes, Pezizales, Morchellaceae.
AUGAAAACAGAGUGGGUGCAAAGCUCAUGGAGUAUCACUCGACACUUGUAUACCCAAGUACGUGUUGUCAGAAGGGAUAUUACAGUUUCCUUCCUCUCACCGCUCGACAUGGCACUGCAGGACCCGCUAGCUAGGGCAGCUCGCUUGAUGAGUUGUCUCUUCCAAAUUGCAAGAGCGAACUUGCAUUCUUAUCUCACAGACGUUGCACAACCAUGGCCAACUAUCAACAUUACUUACAUAGGCGGUCCUAGGUCGACAUUCCAAGAACUUAUUCCACGAUCUGCGGAUGCCAAUUCUACUAGAAUAAAUGCAGAUACCUCUACAAUGACAUCUCCAUCGUUAUUCCAGUCCUUGGAUUAUCGAGCUCUGCAGGUUAGAGAAAUCUUGGUAUUAGAACCUUUAUUUUUCAUUAGGACGAAUAGGAAAUAUCCAUGGGACAUACCGAACCAGUCGAGCCCCAUGAAACCCCUCUCACGGGUCGCAACAAGCUCAAAGUCCAUCCUCUGGCCAUUAAAGCACCGGACACUGUGUCCGUCCACAGUAGCCUCUCCACCAUCUGUAGGUUGCUUCUCAGACAUUCAAGCUGAGCUCUCCAGGAACAAUGAGGCUUGUAACUAG